AUGGUUGGAGUCCUUGGAACAUACAUCGUUUAUGUGUGUGAAGCUUCUUCUCUCGAUGUCCUGAUGAGAGGUAUCCUUGGAGGUUCUCUGUACGUCUUUUGGGGGCUUUUCACAUUCAUGCCGCUUCUUCUCUUGGACAGAACCAGAAGAAAAGAUGCCAUGGUAUUUGGCUACAUUCUUCUCACAUUGGCAUACGCUGCGAUCUUUGCAAUAAACCAUUGGGCGCUGGAAGUCACAGAGAUUGCCAAUAUCUUCAAUUGGAGCUUGCAAGGAAUUCACGCUUCGACCGCGCUUGCACUUUUUGCUUUCAUUCUCUCAGUCUAUUCCGGGUGUCUUGUUUCUGUCAGUUGGUUAUACACGAGCGAGAUCUUUCCGGCUACCAUGAGAGCCAAAGGGUAUUCCAUGGCGAUGAUAAUUUCCAGUCUUGCUAGUGCCAUCAUAAACGUGAUUUUUCCUACUUUAGUGGGACUAACACUGUACUGGUUAUUCUUGGGUCUUGCAAUUGUCUGUGCGAUUUCUGUGGUUAUUUUGGCACAAUUGCCGGAGACAAAGCAGCUCUCGAACAGCGAUGUUGAACUUCUUUUUCAGAGUGCAAUUCCAGAUAGUGAGACCUUGGGGUAUAUUGAAAAGAAGCAUAUCCAAUUGGCUGCGAAAACUUCGUUAUCUGAAUCCUCAUCCAACAGGACAGAUUUAGUUCCCAAUGGAAAUCAAUUCAUAACUCCAGUGCCCUCACAAGCACCAAUUGUAUUACCUGCUUCUGAAAGGAUAAUUUCAGGAGAAACUGGAGGUGAAACAUCGUCGUUUUUAUCAACGGAUUGGAUCCAAAGCCGUCAUUUGAGCAGUACAUCUGCCAACCAGCAAGCGAUUUCAACCCUGCUGCUUAAAAGUAGAUUCAUUCCAGCCUCGUAUACUGGGUACGAAGCUGAUUCUGCUGCAACAAUUCUGCUCCACAGAGGAAUACUUCCAACUACUGAACCAGUUGCUCCUAGACAGACCCGAACAAAUCCAUUCUCCAAUGUAGUAGUUUAG
This is a messenger RNA of Meyerozyma guilliermondii ATCC 6260, 1029 nucleotides long. RefSeq lists its product as uncharacterized. The record is from RefSeq and is a predicted model, not a curated record. Gene Ontology annotation, cellular component: membrane. The transcript has a single exon. NCBI's taxonomy places the organism in Eukaryota, Fungi, Ascomycota, Pichiomycetes, Serinales, Debaryomycetaceae. The coding region runs from base 1 to 1029 and encodes 342 amino acids. Gene Ontology annotation, molecular function: carbohydrate:proton symporter activity. Gene Ontology annotation, biological process: transmembrane transport; carbohydrate transport.